Molecule: messenger RNA, 1323 nt
Organism: Candida tropicalis MYA-3404
Lineage: Eukaryota; Fungi; Ascomycota; Pichiomycetes; Serinales; Debaryomycetaceae
Product: ubiquinol--cytochrome-c reductase subunit
Exons: 1
Coding region: 1-1323 (440 amino acids)
Biological process (GO): aerobic respiration
Cellular component (GO): mitochondrion
Molecular function (GO): metalloendopeptidase activity; metal ion binding
Source: RefSeq, a predicted model, not a curated record
AUGAUUCGUGGAUCAUCUGUUUUAAAGAGCUUAACUUCUCGUCGUUUAUAUUCCACUGGCACUAAAUACACCACCUUAUCCAAUGGUGUCACACUUGCAACUGAAACUAACCCAAGUGCCAAAACUUCAUCUGUUGGUUUAUUCAUCGGUGGUGGUUCCAGAACUGAACACUCCCAUAGCAAUGGUAUUUCUGCAUUGUCUGCCAACGUCUUGGCUUCUCAACCAGCCAAAGGUUCUUUAUUAUCCGCCGUUAAUGGUAAAGAAUUGAAUGGUGUCAUUGCUCAAACCACCAACGAUAACAUUCUUGAAGCUGGUAAAUUGAUUGCUUCUAUUGGUUCCAAUGCCAUUGAAAUUGCGGACAAAACCGAUUUGACCAAACACAAGGAAUUGUUGAGCAAACAAGCCGCUGCUGUUGAAGCCGAUCCAAGAUCAAGAGUUUUAAGUCAUUUGGAAGCUUCUGCUUUCCAAGGUUACUCUUUGGCUUUACCAACUUUGGGUACCACUGACUCCAUCAAGAACUUGGAAAACCAAGAUGCCGUUCGUCACUUGUCUAAACACUUUGUUACCAACAACACUGUUGUUGCUGCCGCUGGUAACUUUGACCACGAUAAAUUAGUUGAAGUUCUUGAAUCCAGUUUGAAAGUUGAAGCUGGUGUUAAACCAGACACCAAACCAGCCUCAUUUUUGGGUUCUGAAGUCAGAAUGAGAGAUGAUACCAUGCCAAAAGCAUACUUCUCUAUUGCUGUUCACGGUGAAGGUUUGAACUCUCCAAACUAUUUUGUGGCUAAAGUUGCUGCUGCCAUUUUCGGUGAUUUCAAUGCCCACUCCACUAUUGCUAAAUACACUUCUCCAAAAUUGGCUUCUGAUGUUCAAGAAUACAACCUUGUUGAAUCUUACAACCAUUUCUCCAAAUCUUUCUCCGAUACUGGUGUUUGGGGUUACUAUGCCGAAGUUUCUGACAGAUUUACUGUUGAUGACUUCUGUCAUUUCUCAUUAAAACAAUGGAACAGAUUAUCCAUUUCCAUUUCCGAAGCUGAAGUUGCUCGUGCCAAGGCCCAAGUCAAGACUGCUUUGAUUAAAGAAUUGACUGGUUCUUCCAAUGCUGCUGCUGCCAACAUUGCUGAAAACAUUUUGUUGGUUGGACACAGAGAAUCUUUGGAACAAGCUUUUGAAAAGAUUGAUUCCAUUAAAGUUAAUGAUGUUAAAGAAUGGGGUAAAUCUAAGGUCUGGGACAGAGAUAUUGUCAUUUCCGGUACCGGUUUGAUUGAAGAUUUGUUGGACUACAACAGAAACAGAAAUGAAAUGGCCAUGAUGAGAUGGUAG